AUUCUUCGUACAGCACUUUAUCUUGAUACAAAUGGUGUUGUUGUACAGCAUUGUUUAGAUGUGAAUAUCGUUACUGAUGAUGUGAAACUAUUUGGAUUUUCAGUAAUCGAUCUUCAAGACAAUAAUAAUCAUGAGAUUGAUAAAAGAAUAAAUGAAAUAUUAAAUUAUUCCGAUCUAUUUGAUUUGGCAAGAGGGCAUGUUAUCCAAUGUCAUAUUCUUCGACAUUAUCGCUCUAAUUUGCUUUCAUUACAGAAUGAUGAUCUAUUAAUUGAUGAUGACUUUAUACUAUUUAAUGUUCAUCAUUCAGUAUUUGAUGGAGCCUCGUUGUCGAUUUUCCUUUCUGAUCUGUCACGUGCUUAUGAAACUGAUGAUUUAUUAUCUAUUGAUGAUGAUACAAUACAAUAUAUUGAUUAUUCUGUUUAUGAACGCCAAAUGGAUAUGACUUUAUCGCGUGACUUUUGGCAAUCACAACUUCAAGGUUAUAAUUUCGAAAAUUCAUUAGCGUUGUCAUUUGAUCGACAACGUUCAUCAGCUGAUCAACGAUCGGGUUCUGCCUCUGUGGCUGAAAUCUUUUUCAAUAAUGAAGUUGCAACAUCAUUCUUAAAUUAUGCUUCAUCACAUGGCGUAACAACAUUUCAAUUAGGAUUAGCUAUUUUUUAUGCGUUUUUAUUCAGACUAACUCAUGGCCAAAAUGAUCUAUGUAUUGCUUCUAUCAAUGCAAAUCGAUAUAGAAGUGAGUUACAGAAUGUGAUUGGAAUGUUUGUUUCAACAUUACCUUAUCGUAUUGAGUUGAAUUCUCAUUGGACAUUUGAUGAACUUGUAAAAUAUGUACAAGAAAAAUGCUUGGCAAUUCUUGGGCAUACUAAUUAUCCAUUACAACAUAUUCUUGCUGAUUUCGAUCUGAAUCAAUCAAAUGGUACAUUUUUUGAAACAGUAUUUGAUUUUAUUACUGUUUCUUCAGAUAUCGAUCACUUAUCUUUGAAUGGUAAAGCUUUAGACGUAGUGCCAUUAUCAGAGUCGUCAGAAGUAGCUAAAUUUGAUUCACCAGCAUCAUAUGCUCAAUCUCGAAUUUGUCUUGAUGAACGAAUUCAUUCUCAUUAUGAUCAACAAUUUAUAUCUAUUCAUAAUAAACCUUUCAUUUAUCGACUUCAACAUCAACAUAGUUUAUCAAUUGACCGACUUCAUCAAGCUAUUCAACAAAUCCUUAUCAAACAUUCAACACUUCACACUUCACUCAUCUUUCAUACAGAACAAAAUCAAUUUAUUCAACAAAUUAUUGAUUUUAACAGUAACAAUAAUAAAUUAUUCUUCUAUUUUGAAAGUACUUUUCAGACCGAUGAGCAACUAAAUAAGAUUAUCAAUGAUGAAAGACACAAUCCUCAGCAUUUCGAUCUUGUUCAAGGCCGCGUCUUUCGAUAUCAUAUUGUUUACUACAAACAAGUUUCUUUAAAUGGUUUUCUGUCUGACAAAGAUGUUCUUAUUUUCAAUUUUCAUCAUGCUUUAUUUGAUAAUUCAUCAAUGAAUGUGUUUUUCCAUGAUCUCAAUGAAGCUUACAGUACAGGUCAACUAGAAACUGAUGGCAAUAUUGAUUUGCGUUAUAUUGACUAUGCUUUGAUGGAACGACAAAUGCCAAUGACAACUGCCAGUAUGUUUUGGAUGGAUACUCUUCAUGAUUAUAAACUCGAUCAACAAUUAUCAUUACCAUAUGAUAGACAUAAUCUUGCGGAUGAACAUCGAACUGGUCGUGGCAUAUCUUUUUCUUUUGAUCUUGAUAAAAGACUUUCACAAGAGUUUCUUGUUUAUGCAUUAUCAAAUAAGAUUAAACUAGAACAUUUAUUAUUUGCAAGUUAUUAUGCAUUUUUAUUUAAAUUAACCAAUAGUGAAAGAGAUUUAUGUAUUGGAAUGAACAUAGAAAAUCGAUACAAAGAAGAAUUAAAGUCAAUUAUUGGAUUAUUUGAAAAUAUUAUUCCAAUUCGUUGUCAAGUAGAUUCUCAUUGGUCAUUUCAUCAAUUAAUUAAUAAUAUUUGUGAAAUAUUAACAAAUAAUUUAGAAUAUUCUUAUUUUCCUCUCCAACGUAUUCUUGCUCAACAUCCAAAUAUUUCAAAACCAACAUUUCUUCAUAUAUUAUUUGAAUUUCAAUCAAAUGAAAAUCAAGUCAUAAUUGAUAAUAAUCGACUCUAUGAUAUAAAUAAAUCAAUUAGAAAUUAUGAAGAUCAAAUAAUGAGUAUAUCGAAUUUUGCUCUUAUUUUUCAACAUGAUAUCAAUAAUAAUCAAAUUUCAUGUACAAUUAAUGCAUCACUUGAUUUAUUUGAAACAGAAACAAUUAAUAAGAUUGUACAACGAUUUCAUUUAAUGUUAUAUCAACUAUCUGAAUUAAUGAAUAAUAACGAAAUAAAUAAACCAAUUUAUGAAUUAUCAUUAACAUUAUCUGAUGAAAAAUUAAGAAUACAAACAAUAAACAAUACACAAACAUAUACUCAUUUUCCUUCAUGUAUGCAUCAUCAAUUUGUUUAUCAAGUAAUAAAACAUCCACAAAAAUUAGCUGUUGAACUUGAUGAACAAUUUUUAACAUAUGCUGAGCUUUUAACUUAUGUUCAACAAUUGGCUAUUCAUCUCUUAGAUCAAUACAAUAUUGUUCCAGGUGAUAUUAUUUCUCAAUGUGUCGAAAGAAGUUUAUCAAUGGUUAUUGGUAUAAUGGCAAUUGAGAUGAUUGGUUGUGUAUAUUUUCCAUUGUCACCUCGAGAUCCAGAAACUCGUUUACAUAUGCUGUUGCAUCAAACUCAAUCUCGUCUUGUUCUUAUGCAUUAUUUAACAAAAAUGAAAUUUAAUGAUCAUAUUACUUUGUUAGAUAUUAGUUCAAUCUUAAUGAAUAAUAAUUCAAUUAAUGAUAUUGAAAUUGAUCGAUUAUCAAAUGUCAAAGUAACACUUGAUAGUAUUGCUUAUAUUAUCUUUACAAGUGGUUCAACAGGAGUACCAAAAGGGGCUCGAUUUCGACAUCGCAACUUCAUUCAAUGCAUACAUUCAUUAGUUCACAUUGAUUCAUUUAACAAAAAUGAUACAGUAAUUCAAAUGGCACGGUGUUCAUUUGAUAAUCAUAUUCAAGAAAUUGUUGGCUCAUUGAUGAUAGGAGCUACAUUAAUUAUGCUUCAUCCAAAGGGGACUGUUGAAUUAGACUAUCUUGCUGCAAUCAUGAAAAACAAACAAAUAAGUUAUAUGCACAGUGUACCAAGUUUGCUUCGCAGCCUUUUCACUUUUCUUAAACAAACAAAUUCUUUGGUUUCUGUGACAUGCCUUAGAUCACUUUGUACUAUUGGUGAGCCUUGUACAAUGAAAUUAGCUAAGUCAAUUCUCACUAAUCCUACACAGAAGUUUGUCGUGUGGAAUUUAUAUGGUUUGACUGAGACGACCGUAGUUUGUACUUUUCAUCCAGUCGAUGUUACAGCAGAUGCCGAAUAUAUUCCAAUUGGACGCCCACUUCCAAAUUAUGGAUACAUGAUUGCGGAUCAAUUCUUACAAUCAGUUAUCAUCGAUCAGGAAGGUGAACUAUUUAUCGGAGGUGUAGGUGUCUUCGACGGAUAUCAUGGGCGCGAUGAUCUGUCAGCAAAAUUACUCAUUGAAAUCGAUGGUGAAGCAUUCUAUCGAACAGGUGAUCUUGUUCGAAUAGAUAACGCUGGCAUAAUUAAUUAUAUUGGUCGAAAAGAUUUUCAAAUAAAAUUGCAUGGGCAAAGAAUAGAAUUAGGAGAAAUUGAACGAUGUUUACUUGAUACAUCAAUUUCUGCUUGUGUUAUCAUAAAAUGGGGUGAUAAUCAUUUGAUUGCUUAUGUUCAAAAAACUUCUGAUACUAAUGAAAAAGAACUACGUGAAUAUUGCCAGUCUCAUUUACCACCUCAUAUGGUUCCAUCAAUCUUCAUUAUACUUGAAAAAUUACCAUUGAAUGUUAAUGGAAAAAUAGAUCGAAAAAGUCUUCCUCCACCUGAUUUAUCUUCAUUUGAUAUGUCAACACCAAAUGAAUCUAGUGUAUCAUAUAACGAAUUAGAAAAACGUCUACAUGAUAUUUGGUGUCAAGUUCUUCAAUGUGAUGGAAAACAAAUUCCAACAACUAAAAACUUUUUUAGUGUUGGUGGUCAUUCACUUCUAUUUAUUCAACUCUAUCAUGUUUACCAAACAAUAUUUGGUUUUGAUAGUCAUGCACUUUCUAUUGCUUCAUUUCUUCAACAACCAACUAUAGCUCAACAUUCACAAUUAUUAGAAUCAAUCAAAAUAAAUGAUAUAGAUUCAGAAAAAUGGUACACAUUACAUAUUAAUCAAGGAGUUGCAUCAUUUGUUCAAGAGCGCAUCUUUCUUGAUGAACAAGUUCGCUUUUCUACUAAUGCAGCAGUUUAUAAUGAAGUAAUUGCCAUGCGACUUACAAAAGGUCUAAUAUCGAUUGAGCGUCUCUCACGAGCUCUUCAAUUAGUUUUAAUGAAACAUCCAAUAUUACGAACAUCCCUUAUUUUUAAUGAAAUAGAUGGUACUUUAAAACAAUCUGUUACUGAUAAUCAUCAAACAUUCACAUUUCAUAUUGAACAAACAUUUGAAAAUGAAAAUGAACUUAAUAACAUUAUCUAUGAAACGAUUAUUAAUCCAAAUAUUUUUGAUUUAUCAAAUGGUGGUGUUUUUUAUUGUCAAAUACUUCGAGAGAAACAAUUCGGCAAUGAAAAUAAUGACAAUGAACAUAUAAGAAAUUCUGAUAUUCUUCUCAUGGGAUUUCAUCAUGCAGCAUUUGAUCGAUCAUCUUUUCAAAUCUUCUUCAAUGAUUUAUGUAAUAUUUAUAAUAACAAUAAUAAUAAUAAAACAUGUUCAGAAGAUAAACAUUUAUUACAAUACAUUGAUUAUACUGUUCAUGAACGUUUACUUGAUAUGAGUCCAUCACAAAUAUUUUGGCAUUCACAACUCGAAAAAUAUAAUAUGCAAUGUCCAUUAUCAUUGCCUGUUGAUCGACAACGUUCAUCUGUUGGUCAAAAAUCACCUUUUUCCAGUGUAUUUAAUAUAUGCUUUGACAACGAGAUGUCAACAUCAUUCAUCAAUUAUGCUUCCUCACAUCAAGUCACAUUCUUUCAACUGGGUUUAUCCAUAUUUUAUGCAUUUCUAUUCAAAUUAACUCAUGGCCAAAAUGAUUUAUGUGUUUCUUGUGUUAAUGCCAAUC
Adineta steineri is the source of this 5185-nucleotide messenger RNA. The record is from the annotation of a GenBank genome assembly. Lineage: Eukaryota; Metazoa; Rotifera; Eurotatoria; Adinetida; Adinetidae.